This is a messenger RNA of Corticium candelabrum, 1014 nucleotides long. RefSeq names its product ankyrin repeat domain-containing protein 42-like. The transcript is spliced from 9 exons. Lineage: Eukaryota; Metazoa; Porifera; Homoscleromorpha; Homosclerophorida; Plakinidae. The coding region runs from base 1 to 828 and encodes 275 amino acids. The record is from RefSeq and is a predicted model, not a curated record. Gene Ontology annotation, molecular function: protein binding.
AUGCAUCUCUCAACCAAACACAAGUGGGAUCUGGAACAUGGCGGCGAUGACAAAGGUACUGUGUAUCCUGCUCAUAUGGCUGCCUACCAAGGCGAUCUCCAGGUACUACAGUCACUUGUAUCAAGAGGUAUUGCUGGUGUUAAUGACAGAGAUGACACGAACUGCACUCCUGCUCAUAAAGCUGCCGGGAAUGGACACGUAGAAUGUGUACGGUGGUUGAUGGAGAUGGGAGCUGAUAUGAGCCUCCUAAAUGCAGCAGGAGAGACUCCUAGAGAUGUUGCUAGACGCUAUGGCCAACUAGGUUGUGCCAGUCUCUUGGGCAGUGAACCAGAUGAAGAGCCUAGUGAAGAUGCCCAGAUGGAGUGUGAUGAACAGUCUCAGGAAAGAGCACUUCACAGACUCGAAGAGCUGACAAAGCUGUUGGAAAUGGCGAAGACCAAUUAUCACCAGUUGGGUGGCUUGUUGGAGGACGAGAAGAGACAGAAAGAACAGGAUACUGAAAGUGCAAGAAUAAUUGAUGAUUUGACAAGUCAAUUGCAACUUGAGCGGGUCAGGAGAGAAAAGCUGGAGGCACAAGUAGAUGAACUCAAAGGCGAGCUGUACAGUACAAGACUCACAGAAAGCAGCCGAACGUCUCUCCCUCUCAUUCACUCCCGAACCACCUCAGCACCCAGAAGUGCACAUUCUAAGCAACACCAAGAAGAGAAACCAAGAGGAAAGAAAUCCGUGAAGGGAGUCACUAGACAGAGACUGAGUGCGGAACCAGGAGUUUUCUUGAUUCGAAGUAGCUUGUCACCUGAAACUGCAGUGUCUAGACGACAAUACUAGAGACAUUAAUAGUACUGUAAGUACCUCCUAGACUUCUGGAGUUUAUCUCUUUUGCUCUCAUUUCAUCUGUUUACCUUUUAUUUCUAUUAGAUUAGUCUAGUGAUUACACCUGAACUACAACAUAUUGUAUACAAUAUCCAAUGUGGAUGAACAACUCAAACUCUACUGAUUUUCGAUGAUACUAAA